UAUCUAAUUCAAUUGCUCCCGACACUGAUACUUACGGAAGAAGAAACAAGAAGAAGAAGACCAUCUCUGAAAACUCGAAGAAGAAGACCAUCUCUGAAAACCCUAGAAAUUUCCUAAUUGUUUUUUUAGGAGAAGAAGAUGAGCGAAGAAGAAGGGAAGGUUCUUUAUCAUCACCGUCACCAGCAAGAGCAGCAACAACAACAAACUCAGUACGGAACGUUUCAGGGCGUUGCGAACUACCCUCCUCCGCAACCGGUGAUCGGAUUCCCUCAGCCUAUUCCGCCGCCCGGCGCCGCCGAUGUUCCACCGCCGGGUUACUAUGCUCAUGGGUAUCAGGCUGUUCCAGGUUAUGCCGUUGCUGAAGGAAGGCCUGUAAGAGAGCGCCGCCUUCCUUGCUGCGGUUUUGGGUUUGCCUGGUUUCUGUUCAUCAUUGGUUUCUUCCUUGCUGCUAUCCCGUGUUAUGUUGGGGCAAUCAUUGAGAAACCAGGAUAUUUCACACGCACAGUUGUGGGAAGCCGUUGCAUGAUGUCCCCAAAAAUGGUUGGGGGUGCUAUGGUCGUGAUUGGUUUGAUCGCUAUCAUCUUGCUACGCCAUGCCUCCCCACGUGUGGCGCCCUAUGUUGAGUACGCCGGUUUCCUAUCUCUGGCAAUCAGCUUCUUUGCAAUCACAACUAUGUUUCUGCCUUUCACCUGGAUCAUCUGUCCUGCUGUUCUCCUUUCGCACGCGUUUGUCCGGGCGUUCUUCAAACUCCGAAUCCAACAAAUGGACAUUUUGGUACUUAUACGCUCUCCAUUUGGACCUAUUUUAAUUCUUGGAUGCCUUUGUGGUAUUCCCAAUGAAGAGAUCGAGAAAGAUCACCUUUUCGAUGGCCAAAAAAAGAUGAUUUCAAUUGGAAAAGGCUUAACACCCUUUCCCAAUCCUUUUUUUUAUUUUUUAUCUCUCAAAAGACUUAAAAUUUCAUUUUUGACCCUUAGAAGCUCAAAAUACAUAACAAAACCCUAAAGUCACAAGUUUUCC
Molecule: messenger RNA, 1017 nt
Organism: Camellia sinensis
Lineage: Eukaryota; Viridiplantae; Streptophyta; Magnoliopsida; Ericales; Theaceae
Source: RefSeq, a predicted model, not a curated record